AUGUCAAAGGGUAAGGUUUGUUUAGCAUAUUCCGGUGGUUUGGAUACCUCCGUUAUUUUAGCAUGGUUAUUAGAACAAGGUUACGAAGUUGUUGCCUUCAUGGCCAACAUUGGUCAAGAGGAAGACUUUGAAGCAGCAGAGAAGAAGGCUUUAGCUAUUGGUGCAACCAAGUUUGUCUGUGUUGAUGUUAGAAAAGAAUUUGUCGAGGAAGUGUUAUACCCUUGUGUUCAAGUUAAUGGUAUUUAUGAGAAUGUUUAUCUCUUAGGUACCUCAUUGGCUAGACCUGUUAUUUCAAAGGCCCAAAUUGAUGUCGCUGAACAAGAAGGCUGUUUUGCUGUCUCCCAUGGUUGUACUGGUAAGGGUAACGAUCAAGUUAGAUUUGAACUAUCCUUUUAUGCCCUCAAGCCAGAUGUCAAGGUCAUUGCUCCAUGGAGAGAUCCUGAAUUUUUCAAGAGAUUUGCCGGUAGAAAAGACUUGUUAGACUAUGCAGCCGAAAAGGGCAUUCCAGUCACCCAAACCAAAUCAAAGCCAUGGUCCACUGAUGAAAACAUGGCACAUAUUUCAUUCGAAGCAGGUAUUCUCGAAGAUCCAGACACUACUCCACCAAAGGACAUGUGGAAAUUGACUGUCGAUCCGCAAGAUGCGCCUGAUAAGCCUGAAGACUUUGAAGUUGAAUUCUCCAAGGGUAAACCAGUUAGAUUGACCACUAGUGACGGUAAGUCUGUCAGUGAUCCAUUAGAGUUAUUCCUAACUGCUAAUGCAAUUGCAAGAAGAAACGGUGUUGGUAGAAUCGAUAUUGUUGAAAACAGAUUUAUUGGUAUCAAGUCAAGAGGUUGUUAUGAAACUCCUGGCUUAACCCUCUUAAGAUCAACACACAUUGAUUUGGAAGGUUUGACAUUGGACAGAGAAGUUAGAGCGAUUAGAGACUCAUUUGUUACCCCAACAUAUUCCAAGUUAUUGUACAAUGGUAUGUACUUUACUCCAGAAUGUGAGUACGUUAGAACCAUGAUCCAACCAUCUCAAAACACUGUCAAUGGUGUCGUUAGAGCCAGAUGUUACAAGGGUAACCUCAUCAUCUUGGGUAGAUCUUCUUCUACUGAGAAAUUAUAUGAUGCGACUGAAUCUUCCAUGGAUGAACUAACUGGUUUUGAGCCACAAGACACCACUGGUUUCAUCGCUAUUCAAGCAAUUAGAAUCAAGAAGUAUGGUGAAAAGGUUAGGGAAGACGGUAGCUCAUUAGCUUUAUAA
This is a messenger RNA of Pichia kudriavzevii, 1248 nucleotides long. RefSeq lists its product as uncharacterized. Lineage: Eukaryota; Fungi; Ascomycota; Pichiomycetes; Pichiales; Pichiaceae. Gene Ontology annotation, cellular component: cytoplasm. The record is from RefSeq and is a predicted model, not a curated record. Gene Ontology annotation, biological process: urea cycle; L-arginine biosynthetic process. Gene Ontology annotation, molecular function: argininosuccinate synthase activity; ATP binding. The transcript has a single exon. The coding region runs from base 1 to 1248 and encodes 415 amino acids.